This is a messenger RNA of Mesocricetus auratus (golden hamster), 2658 nucleotides long. It is a transcript of the gene Psap, whose product is annotated as prosaposin. NCBI's taxonomy places the organism in Eukaryota, Metazoa, Chordata, Mammalia, Rodentia, Cricetidae. Gene Ontology annotation, cellular component: lysosome. Gene Ontology annotation, biological process: sphingolipid metabolic process. The record is from RefSeq and is a predicted model, not a curated record. Bases 119 to 1759 code for a protein of 546 amino acids. The transcript is spliced from 15 exons.
CCCAGUUGGGGCGGGGCCCGCGCACGCGCACUGGCUUCUGCGUCGGGGUUGGGGGUAGAUUUAUAUUCGCCGGAUCAGCUGACGAACUGCAUUGCAGCCUGCGGAGUGCAGCGGCGCCAUGUACGCUCUCGCCCUCUUCGCCAGCCUUCUGGUCACCGCUCUGACCACCCCUGUCCAAGACCCAAAGGUAUGCGCCGGGGGCUCAGCGGUGCUGUGCAGAGACCUGAAGACAGCCGUGGAAUGCGGGGCCGUGAAGCAUUGUCAGCAGAUGGUGUGGAGCAAGCCCACAGCGAAAUCCCUUCCAUGUGACUUAUGCAAAGAUGUUGUCACUGAAGCUGGGAACAUCCUGAAAAACAAUUCCACUCAGGAAGAGAUCCUUCAUUACUUGGAGAAGACCUGUGAGUGGCUUCCUGACUCCAGCCUCCAGAACUCCUGCAAGGAAGUGGUUGAUGCUUACCUGCCUGUCAUCCUGGACAUGAUUAAGGGGGAGAUGAGCAACCCCGGGCAAGUGUGCUCUGCACUCAACCUGUGCCAGUCUCUCCAGAAGUACUUGGCUGAGCAAAACCAUGAGAAACAGCUCGAGUCCAACGAGAUCCCGGAGGUGGACAUGACCAGAGUGGUUGCCCCCUUUAUGGCCAAUGUCCCUCUCCUGAUGUACCCUCAGGAUGGCACCCACAGCCAGCCCCAACUCAAGGCCAACGAUGACGUCUGCCAGGAUUGUGUGAAGAUGGUGACUGACAUCCAGACAGCUGUGAGGACCAACUCUACCUUUGUCCAGGGCUUGGUGCAGCAUGUCAAGAAGGAGUGUGACCGCCUGGGGCCAGGCGUGGCUGAUAUGUGCAAGAACUACGUUGACCAGUAUUCUGAAGUUGCCAUUCAGAUGAUGAUGCACAUGCAGGAUCAGCAACCCAACGAAAUCUGUGCUCUGGUUGGCUUCUGUGACAAGGUCAAGAAAGUACCAAUGAAGACUUUGGUCCCUGCCAGUGAGGCCGUCGAGAACGUCUUCCCUGCCCUGGAGCUGACAGACUCCUAUGAGGCCCAGAACAUUAUUUUCUGCCAGGCUUGUCAGUUUGUGAUGAAGAAGUUGUCUGAACUAAUGUCUAACAAAGCCACUCAGGACCUACUAAUUAAUGCCGUGAGCAAAGCAUGCACACUGAUCCCGGCUCCUGCUUCCACCAAGUGCACGGAGGUGAUACAGACGUACGGCCCCUCCCUGGUGGACGUCCUUCUGCGUCAGGUGGGCUCAAGCUUAUGUGGUGUGGUCCGCCUCUGUUCCGCUAGCCCUGAUUCACUGGGGUCAUUUGAGCAGCCUGCAAUGCCCAUCCAGCCUGGGCUACUCAAACAGCCCGAACAGCCCAAACAGCCUGCAUUGCGUGCCAAUGUGCCUCAGAAGAAAAUUGGUGGGUUCUGUGAAGUGUGCAAGAAACUGGUCACCUAUUUGGAACACAACCUGGAGAAAAACAGCACCAAGGAGGAGAUACUUGCUGCACUGGAGAAGGGCUGCAGCUUUCUGCCUGACCCCUACCAGAAGGAGUGUGAUGACUUUGUGUCUGAAUAUGAGCCUCUGCUGGUGGAAAUCCUUGUGCAAGUGAUGGAUCCUUCCUUUGUGUGCUCGAAAAUCGGGGCUUGCCCUUCUGCCUCUAAGCUGCUGCUGGGAACUGAGAAGUGUGUCUGGGGCCCUACCUACUGGUGUCAGAACAUGGAGACUGCAGCCCGGUGCAAUGCUGUCGACCAUUGCAAACGCCAUGUGUGGAACUAGUUUUCCAGCUUGCAGAAGUUGCAGCCUAAUUGUGGGUCUAGGAUAAUGAACACACAAGAUUAUUUGACUUCAUUCUGAAUAGGACCCCUGCCUCCCCCUUCUCUUGUCCUUCCCCCCUCUUGUGCAUUGCUGUCAUGUAAGAGGUGCUGAUGGCCCCUUUCAGUGUUCCCCUUCUGCCUGAAGGAUGAGGACAUUCAGGGCAUCAGCUCCUCAGCUGCCCUUUCACCCACCUGCUAGAGGGGGUGCUGAGCCAGAGAGCAGGAACGCUGGCUGAGCCCUGACUUGGUGUAGGGGGUGGGGCUUCUGUGGCCACCUCCUACCUUGAAGAGGGAGCUGCUCACCUUCCUGUGGUACCAAGGAGUUUUCUAUGGAUGAUUUGAAGCACAGGAUAAUCAGGUCUUAAGGUUGAUGGAAUUGUCAUAGCACAGAGAUUUCAGAAGCACCAGCAGGUGGCUCGCUUGGGACGCUGCUGUCUAGGUCAGCCUCUCCCUCCACUUUCCUGUAUUCCCCGUCUGCCUUGUUUGGGGUUCUGUGGGCUAGGGUGGGGAGGGGAAACUUCUGAAUGUAACUUGCCCAUGCCAUGUGGGCCUGGCCUUUUGUUGUGUGGGUCAUGAACAGUGUUGUCUGCUUGGCUGUCAGGGCCCUGCACGCCCCUCUCCUACCUUGUGGCUCUUGUUGAAUUGCUCAUUCACCUCAUCAUGGAUGAAGCAUCUGCCUGGCAGCGGGUGAUGAACUGGGGGGUCUCUGUGUAGAGUAGGUACUGUCGGGAACCGUGGCUGGUCUCUUGUGUCUCCGGUUGCCAGGAGACAGCAGGAUGGGCAUGUGCAGCUAAAUGGACCUAGAUUUUAAUUUGUUUUGCACUAAAGUUUCUGUGACUUAAUAAAGUUCUGUUAACCAGA